Microthlaspi erraticum is the source of this 387-nucleotide messenger RNA. The record is from the annotation of a GenBank genome assembly. NCBI's taxonomy places the organism in Eukaryota, Viridiplantae, Streptophyta, Magnoliopsida, Brassicales, Brassicaceae.
AUGCGCUUGGCCAAGUUUUUCUCUUACCGCUUGGAGUCAUACAAGGAGUUCACUUGUGAGUUCUUGGCAUCAAUGAGGUUCCACAAGUACAGGCAGCUCGAUCGAGCUGAGUUGGAUCAAGGUUGGGGAUGGAUCACGUUCUUGGCAAGAGGAGAAAGGAAGACAGUAACCUUCAGACAAUUGGAGAUCCUUUUCGGUUUCACUUAUGGGGAGGGAACCCAUUGGGAUAUCAAGGAGGAUGAGCUACAAGGGGUUUGGGCUACAAUCGCUGAUGGAGUAUACUCUUCCUCACGGUCUAAGGCAGCUCAAAUCAGGAGCCCAGUGUUGAGAUAUGUGCACAAGGCUCUCGCCAACACCUUCUUGCAAGAAAGGCGACUGGGACAAUAA